AUCACCCUGCGCCGGAAUCUGACGUCAUCUGCCUACGCGAAGUCGCGCCGCAGUGACGCCAUCACCCCGCGCGGGCGCUGCCGGUGCCGUUCCAGGCCCGGAGCCCCCCAUGAGCCGCCGCCGCCGCUUCGGGGACACCGAGAGCGCCCUCGCGGCCAAGCGGCGCCGUCCGGAGCUGCCGGGGGAGCCCCCGCGCCCCGACGGCAGCCCCGCCGGGGUCGAGGCCGCUCUCGGCGCCGUGACCGCGCUGUUCCCGCGGCGCCUGUUCGGGGACGCGCUGCCGCCCCUGGUGCUGCGGCAUCAGCUCUACAGCCUGGUGGGGGACAGGACGGCCGUGGAUCGGCACCUGAACCGGCUCCGUGACGAGGGCCGGGUGCGGCUGCUGCACCUGGGGCUGGGCCCGGACACGCUCGGGGUCGUCAGCCUGGAGCUGUACCGGGAGAAGGUGCUGGCGGCCGUGUCGGGGUCCCCGCGGGAGCCGCUGGUUCGGCGAUUCCUGGAGGCCGCGGUGGCCGCGAGCCCCGAGCUGGGCUACGAACGGAGCGGGAUGGGAGAGAGGGGGUUCGGGGACAGCGACAUCACGCAGUUGGUGGCCGCCGGGCUGCUCACCGUCCGUGACGCCGGCAGUUGGUGGCUGGCCGUGCCGGGGGCCGGGCGCUUCGUCCGGGCGCUCAUCCGGGGCCGCCGGGCCGUCCUGGCUCUCAUCAAACGCUCCCGGCACCGCCAGGUUCCACUCAGGGACCUCGAGGGUCUCAGAGCCCCCCCGGGCGCCGCUCUGGGGGUCCCGUUCCUGCUGCACGACCUGCUGGGGGAGGGGCGGCUGCUGAGUGUCCCCUCCGCCGCCGGUCCUCUGCUGCGAUUGGCCGACCCCUGACUGGAUCAUCCUGAGGAGAUUUCCCGCCAAAUUUUUGCACUAGGGCGUGGCCAGACCUGACCACGCCCAUCUGGGGCAGGGCUAAAGUGGGUCAACCAAUCAUUGCCUGCUUUGGCCCCGCCCCCUCCACAUUCAGCCCCGCCCCCCGCGGGCCGGGGGCGUCCCCGCCCUUGGAUGGGGCGGAGCCAAGUGCAAUUAAAAAUAAAGUUAUUAAAAUACGA
Zonotrichia leucophrys gambelii is the source of this 1095-nucleotide messenger RNA. RefSeq names its product inactive serine/threonine-protein kinase 19-like. The record is from RefSeq and is a predicted model, not a curated record. Gene Ontology annotation, molecular function: protein serine/threonine kinase activity. The coding region runs from base 110 to 874 and encodes 254 amino acids. Gene Ontology annotation, biological process: positive regulation of Ras protein signal transduction; protein phosphorylation. The transcript is spliced from 7 exons. Lineage: Eukaryota; Metazoa; Chordata; Aves; Passeriformes; Passerellidae.